Molecule: messenger RNA, 2100 nt
Organism: Aspergillus calidoustus
Lineage: Eukaryota; Fungi; Ascomycota; Eurotiomycetes; Eurotiales; Aspergillaceae
Source: the annotation of a GenBank genome assembly
AUGCCCGUUCAAACUAGCCCACCGUCGCUGCCGGAUUCGUUUCCAUCAUUUAUGUCGGUGUUUGGUGGGGAGUCGCAUAUCUCGCUUGGAAAGGAGGAACAACAUCCGCAAAUCCAUCCACUCAGACUUCCGACUAAUGUUACGGUCAACACAUCGCGACGUCCCCUUCCUUUCCAGCACCGUGAGAGCGUCUCCUCUGUAACAUCUGGAUCCGCCGAUUCUUCUCCAACAACUACCGUCUCAACCUUCGACUCGCCCAUCACAUCCGAUACUUCUCCGGGGUCGUCGCCUGAAUCGCCAACGUCGAUGCCGCUUUCAUACUCAAAAUUCAUGGCUGCGCCGCGCAAUUUCGAAAAUCAAGCGCUCUCUACGGCACAGAGCAAUCUUUCCAAGAUGACGUCGGACCUACCCCAGCGGCGACCUGACUCCCCGGGGAGGCGGGACCGUAACCUUAAAAACCUCUCAUUGAGAAUGCCUCCACCGCUCAGUUCGUCACGUCCUUCAAUAUCAACUGCUUCUAUAAUCGAAACAAAUUCUCAGCAUCAUUUGUCCGCUCCUCCUUCGCCCAUAAAUAUGCCUGCAAAGGGUAUGCGGCGCAAACCUGCCGGUCUUACGAUCCGCACCCCGGGAUUUGAUCGCUCUUUCUCCGGCAACAUCCCCGAACUAGUCCCGCCAACUCCCCAUGGCCGACUAUCAUUGCGACACACAGAGUCGUCGCCUUCUCUUACCUCUGUCUUUUCGCCGUCAUUUGGCCCUAAAGGUGGCAUGUCAUUGCCGCGACCGAGCACGCAACAUGGUUAUCGGCGGCCGUCUGCCGCUGCCUCCGAGGAUAACCUUUCGCCCGUGCCUUCGGUUGCUGGCGAGGAGCCAACACCGGAAGGGAUCUUGCACGAAUUGGCGGAAGAAGAUGACCCGCCGCUCGAUUCUAGAGAAUCUGCGCAACGCAGCGAGCGCGGCUACCCUAACGGACCCAUUCAAAUAUAUGAUUCCGGUGUGUUUUUGUACCUCGAGCCGACAAUGGAAGAAGCUUCCAAGUUUGACGUCGUCGUAAAUGUGGCCAAGGAGGUGACCAAUCCGUUCAAGAAGACCGAUGGCUCUCAAACAGUAAUGAGUACUUGGCGCAAUGGAGCUGAGAAUCUCAAGCGACAAUCGUGCUCAACACCUUUUACAGCAUUUUCUGACACAUCCUUCAAGUCGGCUUUCGAGUACCUUCCUAGUGACGAGUCGACUCCCGCAGCACCGCGCAAUGAACCGUCUGGGCCGGAGUAUGUCCACGUAGGGUGGGACCACAAUUCGGAAAUUCUGGAUGAUUUGUACCCACUAUGUGAGCUGAUUGACUCGCGGAUAUCCCAAGGGAAAAAGGUCCUUGUCCACUGCCAACUUGGUGCAAGUCGAUCUGCUUCCCUGGUAAUCGCAUACGGACUGUUCAAGAACCCGACCUUGGAUUUCAACGCCAUGUACGAAACAGUCAAAGAACGGAGCCGGUGGGUCUCGCCGAAUAUGAGCCUCAUCUAUCAGUUGACGGAUUUCCGCUCGCGGUUGGUGCGUGGCUCACGGCCUUCUUCUGGGGACUGGUCAUUCAGGGGUUCAGCGCCCCAAACGCCGCUCUCUGGUCGAACCGGGUCUCAGGCCGACAUUGCAGCUGGCAGUCCUGACAAUGCCCUGCUAUCAUCGAAUACGUUCUCACAAAGCUCCUUCAGCUCUAACUCUCUCUCGGUACCAUCCACCGACCGCACAACACCCGUGUCGACCAACAGUUUGGGGUUUCCCAAGUCCUUAUCUAAGAAGCGGAGCGUUUCACCAAGGCCCUUGGCUCUGCGACAAAGUUUUUUCAACCCAGAAAUAGGAAAGGCAGAAUCUGUUCCCACCGCUGGGCCUUUCAAGGACGGGAAAAGCGAUGACCCGGCUAUGGAUGCUUUCAAGGAGCCUGCCCUUUUUUCUCCACGAACAACAGGCUUUCUGGCACCUCGUCCGCGCCCGUUAUCGGGAAUUUUGGAGAAUGGUCAACCGAACGGCCUUCCACUGCAGAUUGCGGACCCUCGGUCGCCUCCGCAAGGUCAGGAGCGGCUGAUUAUGAGAAACAUCGACGAGUUUUUGUGA